AUGAUUCGUUUACAAGACCGAUUCAUCACAAAGCAGGAGACUUGCAUUGAUUUGAACAACAACAGCAAGGGCAACAGCAAAAUGAAAGAAGAGGUCUUGCGCUUGAAUACCCCUACGGACGUGGCAGGGAUCGUGCUGCAUAGCCCGGGAGCCAGCUGUAGCCGUACAACUCCGCAGCGAGGUAAAUCUUGCAAACGACGUGGUGGCAGCGUAGGAGCGGGUGGAGGCUCAUCUGGAAGGAGGGGCAGCGGCGCCCGGGCUCCCAUCAAACCGAUGCAACGACACGCUGCUAACGCCAGGGAGAGAUCUCGCAUGAGGGUGUUGAGUAAGGCAUUCAGCAGGCUGAAAACAAGCUUGCCAUGGGUUCCUCCAGACACAAAACUCUCCAAGCUGGACACACUGAGGCUAGCAUCGAGCUAUAUAUCGCACCUUAGAAAAAUACUAGAGGAUGAUACCUUAGAUAGUACGAUGGUUCAUCCAUUAAAUUUGACUUGGCCAUUUGCAAUCAGCUCUCGACCAAUCACAACGGACGACACUUCAGAGGAAUGUGACAAGGAGGUGCGAUCCGAUACAACCAGUGACGUCAUGUCUGAGUCACCAUGA
Molecule: messenger RNA, 603 nt
Organism: Acanthaster planci (crown-of-thorns starfish)
Lineage: Eukaryota; Metazoa; Echinodermata; Asteroidea; Valvatida; Acanthasteridae
Product: musculin-like
Source: RefSeq, a predicted model, not a curated record